UAUCUGGUGUGCAAAAGGAAGCUCGAAAGUAAAAAGGAGGCAUUGCUAAUUCUUUCCAAAGAGCUGGACACCUGUCAACAAGAAAGAGAUCAAUACAAGCUAAUGGCCAACCAGUUACGUGAACGACACCAGUCUCUGAAAAAGAAGUAUCGGGAGCUGAUUGAUGGGGACCCAUCCCUUCCGCCUGAAAAGAGGAAACAGGCAAACCUUGCUCAGCUACUGAGUGAGGCUCAAGAUCGAAAUAAACAUCUUGGAGAAGAGAUUAGAGAGCUUCAGCAGAGACUGGGAGAAGUACAAGGGGACAAUAAGCUCCUUCGAAUGACAAUAGCAAAGCAGAGACUUGGAGACGAUGAAGUUGGGGCUCGACACUUUGCAGCACAUGAGCGGGAGGACCUUGUUCAACAAUUGGAGAAGGCUCGAGAACAAAUUGAGACUCUCAGAUACGAUCUUCAGGCUGCACUGGAUGAGUUACAGGAUGUGAAAGAGGAACGCUCUUUUUACCAAGAUAAGUCUGACAGACUAAACCAAGAACUUAAUCAUGUCUUAGGAGGGCAUGAAAACCGUAUCAUCGAUGUAGAUGCUCUGUGUAUGGAGAACAGGUAUCUUCAAGAGAGAUUAAAACAACUUCAAGAGGAAGUCAACCUUCUUAAGUCUAAUAUUACUAAAUAUAAGAAUGCACUAGAGAGACGAAAAAAUUCAAAGUCUCAUAGUAGAUCCAGUAGCAGUGCUCUGACUGGAGUCCUGUCUGCAAAGCAAGUCCAAGAGCUGUUGUCGGAGGAUCAUGGAUGUAGCCUACCAGCCACACCACAGUCUAUUUCAGAUCUCAAAUCACUGGCCACUGCAUUGCUGGAAACUAUCCAUGAAAAAAACAUGGUCAUACAACACCAAAGGCAAACCAACAAAAUUCUAGGUAAUCGAGUGGCAGAACUAGAAAAGAAAUUGAGAACUUUGGAAAUUGCUGGCUUGUGGAGUCUUCCAGGUGGAAAGGAUACCAUAACAUUCAGUGAUCCAGCUUUGCCUGUUAUACAGCGGUCCAGGUCACCGUUGUUAGCGUUUGCUGAUAAGCCACAGAAAACUGAAGUACUACAAGCAGAACAGAAGGGAGAAUGUGAUGAAACGUGUGCUGUUGCAAGUGAGUCCGUGGCUCCAGAGGGAACAAACUUAAAUAACAGAAACCAAAAUAAACGUUUUUAUCCUUCAUUACCCCAGCUACCUUCCGAGGAAGAAGAAAUAAACAAGCUCGGAAGUCAGAUAAUUAAACUGACAGAGCUGGCAGUUGCAGAACUCGGGGGGAAAAGAGCAGGCACUUCUGCAGGGGAGCAGAACCCGGUGCUUGGAGCAGAGCUUAAUGAUUCAUCUGAAGGAGAGUUCCCACCUUCCAGCCUUGACCCAUCUGACCCCACAGAUCCCUCAAACUCAGAGAACGAACAAACAGCUGAAACUGAGGCCCUGAAAGACAAUGACAAAACCUCAGAGAGUGAUUGUGAAAUCCCAAAUGAAAGAGGCAAUCAAAAUAGCAGCACUGUGGAUGUGGUGCACCCUGAGGACCCUGGAAGGACUUUAGAAAUGCGGAAAUCAUAUCCAGACAUAUAA
Molecule: messenger RNA, 1593 nt
Organism: Leptosomus discolor (cuckoo roller)
Lineage: Eukaryota; Metazoa; Chordata; Aves; Leptosomiformes; Leptosomidae
Source: RefSeq, a predicted model, not a curated record